UUGCAUUGACUAAUUAUCAGUACAUCGACGAAGGAUCAAAAUUGACGUGGAUUCUGUGCCACUGCGCAAGCUCGACGCUUGGUCUAGAACUGUUUCACAGAAAGUGCCCUUUGUUCUUUCUAUUGAUAGUACUUAUCCCGGUCAUGGCAAAACCCAAACCAUCAGGCCAAACUUCAAAGGUCAGCCGCGAGACCGUACGAUUUCACGCGUGGAGAAUUUUAGGGUUAUUAUUGUAUGUUCAGGGGAGCCCGGCUAGGAAUUCAAUGUACAUGUCGUUGUAUCGUUCUUUUUUUCCUUUCAGUAAUAUUCUGAUUUACAAGAGAAGUUCUGCAGGAAUUAUGAAGGCCGAGAACAACGAUGCUCACCGGAUACGCCGUUGCCUGAUGGGAAGACUAGACUGGGGCCUCUGGCCACACUGAUGCAGUCUGAUGUAUUGUAAAGACGGCAUACCGCACAUUUACAACGACCGGUUUCUGUGUAGGCUAUUCGGACCGAUGUUUGAUUGUGCGCCAACCCAAUGCG
Messenger RNA from Guyanagaster necrorhizus, 522 nucleotides. RefSeq lists its product as uncharacterized. The coding region runs from base 144 to 419 and encodes 91 amino acids. The record is from RefSeq and is a predicted model, not a curated record. NCBI's taxonomy places the organism in Eukaryota, Fungi, Basidiomycota, Agaricomycetes, Agaricales, Physalacriaceae. The transcript has a single exon.